This is a messenger RNA of Galleria mellonella (greater wax moth), 3620 nucleotides long. RefSeq lists its product as uncharacterized. The record is from RefSeq and is a predicted model, not a curated record. The transcript has 2 exons. The coding region runs from base 1499 to 3370 and encodes 623 amino acids. Gene Ontology annotation, molecular function: protein dimerization activity; DNA binding. Lineage: Eukaryota; Metazoa; Arthropoda; Insecta; Lepidoptera; Pyralidae.
CCCAUAAACUCCCAUAAUCACCCAAAAAAAUAGGUUUUUACGUAUUUUUUUGAAAAUAUGUAAGUAAUACCAAUAAAUUAUUUUUAUAAAUUGUAUUGAUCAAUUCUACAAUAUUAAAUAAAACGUUAACUAAUAAUAUUUCAGGAAAUUUUAAAAAUCUAUAUAUAAUAAAAUGAAAGUAAUUAAUUUUCAGUGUUUUCAUGUUGCAGUUGAUCAACAUGUUGGCCUUUUGCUUCCCGUAGAUACUUUAAAAUUUCUUCAUAACACCUCGUUCGCACACAUGGCCGUAUAUAUUUAAAUUCUUGAGCCACUAACAGUCCGAAAUACUCAUUUCUUUUAUCCUCUUCUCCAUAAAUUAAGCAUUUAGAACAGUUUGUUUCUUCUUUCAGUAAAUUUUCUUUUACUUUAUCCUCGUUUUUUUUCUUUGUUGCGACGACGCUGGGUAAAUCAUCUGGACACUGGGUCUCACUAUCGCCAAAUAUAUUUGGAGAUCGGCUUCGGCUACGGCUUGGCAGACAUUUUUUUCUUUCUACAAUUUUAAAUUAAAUUUAUUAGAAUAAAUGCUUCGAACACACGCGAUCUAAGUACCUUUUGUGUUUAUUAUACCUUACCUACCUAGGUAUAAAAAGAGUACUUACGUAGAUUUUCUUUUAUUAACUGUUUUAUACGAAGAUCUUGAUCUCUCAAAUUAGCAUCCAUUUUACUUCCAGUGAUUAUCAACUAAAUUAAUAAUCCACAAAGUAUUAAAUAACGUUUUUAUGAAAUAUUUAGCACAAAAACAAUACCCUUUAAAUAUCGAUCGUCAGUAACUGUGGCUGACUUACCUAUAUUCUAGCAAGCAGGACUGCCAGAUGUGAAGGGGAAAUCCCCAAUAAAUUGUUGCAUGUGACUGAUGAUGUGAGCAUGUUCGUUUCAUAAUAAAAAUGUUGCCAGGUAACCAAAAAGUCGUAUGUUUUUGUGCGAAUUACGAUCAUAAUCUUUACGAUCGUACAUUAAAAAAUAGACAAAUAAUAGUAUGAGUACGAUUUAAAUCGUAUAUCUGUCAACCCUGCUAGCAAGACAGCGACAAAAUCACGUUGCAUAACAAUGUAGCCCAAGCUUAUAUCUUAUGAAAUAUACGGAAGAGAUACGGACUUAGAAAAAACAGAAAUGUUGUUCUUUGUGGAAGUCAUUGAUGAAAUUCUAUGUAUUUUAGCCCGCAAACUUUCUUCAAACAAAAACAGCGCCAUCUAGUAUCGAGUUCUGUAAUUAUCUCUUUGUUUAUGGAUUUGAAGUAAGACCGCCACGCAUGCAAUACAUUAUGACUGGGGAUUCCCCUAUUCGUCGACGCUGAAUAUGAGGCGACGACAAUCACUGUCAAACGUGUUCACUAUUACUCUGACUCUGGUAACGUGACUUCCUGGUAACGUGUUAGGUAGGAAAAGCAGUAAAAAAGUGCAUAUUAAGGGAGCAGAUUUGAAAUAAUAUUUAUACUUAACAAGAAAUAAUUAAAGGUUCAAUGGGGAGACCUAAAGAUUUACGCAUAUGGGAGCACUACCGUACUUUACCAAACAAGUCUGUUUCUUGCAAGCUUUGUAAUAAGGUCUACAAAUUCAGUAAUGCUGCCAAAAUGCUUCAACAUCUUAUCACUUGUCCAAAAUCUCCAGAAACAUUAAAAGACUCUAUGAAACUUAUAAAGGAUAGCUCGUCCAAAACCAAAAUGUCUGGACUGUCAGAGAUAGAGACAAAUGAUUCUUUUAUAAGCCCCUCGUCGUCUGCUAACACUACAAUAAAUGCUGAGUUUCAAGACACCGAUGAUCAUAUAAAAACAGAAUUAGCGAGAGCUAUAUUUGUAACAGGGACGCCAUUAUCGAUGGUGCAACAUCCUUUAUGGAUACAAUUUUUCGAAAAAUUGCAACCAAAAUUUAAAAUACCUUCACGUAAAGCUUUAGCGACAAAAUACUUAGAUAAAAUAUAUAGAGAAAUGCGUUUUGAGUUAAAUGAGGAACUAAAUGCUUGUAGUUACUUACACCUUCAGUGCGAUGGCUGGUCUAAUUUAAGAAAUGAAGGAAUAAUAAACUUUCUUAUAUCAAAACCUCAACCUGCAUACGUUAAAAGUUUGAAUACAGAAAGUAAUCCUCACACUAGUGAAUACCUUAGCCAAGAAGUUGAAAAAGUAAUGAAAGUGUAUGGAGCAAAUAAGUUUCUUGUACUUAUUGGCGAUAACGCUAGAAAUAUACAAAAGGCAUUCGAAUUAACAAAACUCAAAUAUCCACAUGUUGUUCCUCUCGGUUGCUGUGCACAUAUCCUUAACUUGUUGUGCCAAGAUAUUGUAAAGAUACAAGAAGUAACUGUGUUUAUUAUGCAAGCCAUAAAUAUAAUAAAAACUGUUAAAAGGAGUCAACGAUUAAGUUCCUUGUUGAUAAAAUCAAGGCAGGGUGAAGAUUCUACACAAACACUAAAAUUGCCUUGUGCUACAAGAUGGGGAAGUCAUGUUACUUCGUUAAAAAGUUUGAAAGCAAAUAAGAUAGCUUUGCAAAUAUUAACAGUUAGAGAAGAUGUGGUAAUUUCAAGAGAUAUUAAAGAUUUAAUUCUAAGUGAUGAUUUCUGGACGAAGACAGGGGAAUGUAUAAGUAUUUUGGAACCAGUCACUGAAAGCAUAUUUUACUUAGAGAGCGACCAGAAUCGUUUGCAUCGCACAUACAUUACAUUUAGAGAUGUACAAGCUAAGAUACGUUUUGCAUUAAAUGAGAUUUCGACAUUGAGCGAAGAAAGCAAACAGCAGAUUCUAACAUCAGUAUCUUCAAGAUGCAAUAUGGCAAUGAGGCCAAUACAUUUUGCAGCAUAUAUUCUAGACCCCAGGACUCUAGGAGUCGAACUUACUCAAGAGGAAGAACUUAAGGGUAUGGAGUUUAUCUACAAUUUAAGCCAACACUUAAGUUUGUCAAAUGUAAUGGCAGAUUUGGCGUGUUAUAAAGCUAAAGAAAACUUUUGGGCCAGAGGAUUUGUAUGGAGCUCAUUAGAUAGCAUUGAGCCCCUAAUAUGGUGGAAAGGUAUUUGUGGUUCCACUGAGUUAAGCAAAGUAGCGAUUCGUAUUCUAUCAGCUCCCUGUACUUCGGCAGCCACUGAGCGUUCCUUUAGUAUCCAAGGCUACAUACAUAAUAACAAAAGAAAUCGACUUACAACUGAAAGAACUGAAAAAAUUUCAUUCAUUUGUUAUAACUGGAAUCUUAAACAUAAAGCUGAAUGCGAGGACAUUCAGUUUAAUGAAGAAAAUACCUUAGAAGCUUUCAUUGAGCAAGUAAAUGAACAUAACAGUUUAGACGAAAUAGAGCCUAUCGAACCUAUACAAUUCAUCGCUUGUAAUAACUCUGAAUCUGACAGUGAUUGACUGUAGUUUUACAUUUUACUUUCAUCUCUUUCUUAAUAAACUCAAAAUCAAAUUAAAAGUUUUUUAUUCUGUAGGCUGCAUAAUAAUAUUGUCUAUGUCCAGUAUAGUGGACGUCUUGCGGCUGAGAUGACGAUGAUGAAGUACAAAAUCAUAAACACCCAAAAAUUUGGGUGUUUAUGGGGUUUAAACCCAAUAAACCCAAAACACCCGGUUUUUACCCACCAGACUUUAAACCCACCCAGGUGGAUUG